Molecule: messenger RNA, 3005 nt
Organism: Xenopus tropicalis (tropical clawed frog)
Lineage: Eukaryota; Metazoa; Chordata; Amphibia; Anura; Pipidae
Gene: c3h19orf38
Product: chromosome 3 c19orf38 homolog
Exons: 8
Coding region: 2287-2955 (222 amino acids)
Source: RefSeq, a predicted model, not a curated record
UUCUGGAUAACGUGUCCUAUACCUGUAUCGGGAACAACGUUGGCUCAUCGCUGCAGUCGCCCAACUUUUGAAAUGCGAUUGUUUAGCCCUAGGGCCAAUCCCACUAGCACAAUAUUAUCCAACCGAGGUGGGCAUAUCGGGGGAAGGAUCGACCUUGCCAAACUAACAGAUCUUACCGUAUAUGGCUACCUUUUUACAUACCUCUAUCUGUGCCCGGCUGGCUUCCAUCAGCCAUUGAUAAACAGGGCAGGGGGCUGGUGCUGACUGUGUGGCUGAGGCAGAUUAAAUCACUGUAUUUGCUGGAGGGCUGUUGCCUGGUCCUCCCUCCCUACCAGCUAAUAGCGGGCAAUUCUGUUUGCCUUCAUAGUUAUAAGACAGCAUGGUGCUUGCUCAGCUGAUAACCCAUAAGAGGGCUGGGCUACUCCAGUCCAGUUCUGGCUCAUUGUAUUUUCCCACACUUAUCCAUCUGAUAUUCAUAUUAAUAUGAUUUAUUAGCCUUCCUGUUUGCCUAAAUGUCAUCUGUUGCUGGUAGCUACUGACCCUAGCAACCAAAAAACGGACUGUACGGUUUGAGUUUUAUUGCUGUUACUUAUGUUUCUGUCCAGUACGGAAGAGCAGUGGGGCCACCAAAAAAAAAAUAAUCUGUUGAAUUAUGACUUUUAAACUCACAAUAAUGACUUUUAACAGCAGGUUUUGUACAAACAGAAAAAAAAAUCUGGUGGCCCCAAUGCUCUUCUGUAGUCCAGGCCUUCUGCUGCAUUUCUGCCAUUCUGGCUUCCAAACUGCUGCCCAGUUCCCUCUAGAAACCAGAUAUUAGUUCUGAGCAAUCUGAAUGACAUUCAUUGUAAGGGGAAACUACACUUAUACGAAACAUUGCUGUCUCAUCUUGCCGUCACAUUGUAUUGCUGUUUUCCACAGCUGAAAAACCCUCAGCGCUGCAUGUUUUUGUUCUUUUUUAUUUCCUAUGAAAUACUGAGUCAGUGUGUGCCUUUGGGGAAGUUACUGGACAGCAAUCACCGAUCCUGUCAAAUAGAAAUAAAGAACUUGGGUGCGGUUGCCACGCGGGGUUAACCAGUUAUUCCUGGAGUAAUGGGGACAGAGGGCAAAACUGAAGGCAGACAGAAAGGGCCAAAACAUACCCCAGCUAUUCCCCUGGGACAUGUUUAGGCCUGGUUUAACCAUGAAGAUUACAGGCUACAAACCUCAUUUUUCAAUGUGUAAAGGUUAAAGCAUGCUGGGAGCUGUAACUGACUUACCCAGAUGGGAUCUGAUGGUGGCUACUUGUUCUUCAGCCCCCAUUAAGCAUGAUAAGCUCUGCUAUGGGAUUGAACACUGAUUUAAAAACACUUUCUUGCUGUUGGGUUCCAGUCCAUCUGGCUUUGAGCUGAAAAGCAUCUCCCGUUAUGGUGCUAACACUAGCGCCACCGGGACAGGCCUUGGUGCAUGAAUUUCCAGAUCCAACAGCACAAGGUUCAUUAGUAGAACCAGUAAAUCUAUCUGGUCAGAAUCAGAGCAAAAGCCCUACAAGCCCAGGAGGCUGUGGAAUUUUCUCCCUGAAGCAGCUAAACUGGCAGCUCCAGGGAAGGGCAAGAGAAAAAAUACAGGGUCACAAAAUUGCCCCCCAGCCAGUAUUUGUCUGGCUUAGCCGGCAAAUCUCCAGCUAGGGCCGGAAUUACAAACUUACCAGGAACGUAAUAUAAAUCCCUUCCCCAACUCUCUCCGCUGUUGGAUUCCCUCUUGUAAGGACAGUCCUGCCCAUACCCCACCCAUUUCCCCGCCCACUCUUCCCAUUUCCCCGCCCCUGUGUGACAUCACCUCCUACUCCCUGACCAGAAGGCCGGUAAUACUUCACCAAAAAGUUGGCAACCCUAUCACCAAAAUAAACUCUCUUUGUGUAUAGUUGAUCCAAGGACUGGUCCGAUUGACCCUUUGGACAUGGCUUCCUAUAGAUCAACUUUUUCAGCUACAUCUGUUGUGUAACAUAAUGUCAUUAUUUCCAAUAAGCCCUCUACCCCAGGGGGUGUAAUAUAAAUGUUAUAAUAUAAAUGUAUUAUUUGCUAGCAGCCUAUGAGACCUGAGGGGCCCUGAAUAUGGAACCUUAACAAAUGAUAACCGUACCCAGCUGCUGGCAGUUUAGCCCAGUACCGGUUGGCCUUGUGUUGGCGUUGCACCUUCUUAUGUAAUACAAGGGGUUUCCUGUCGGUGACCUCCAGUUCCUUUUCCUGGGUGCGGUGAUUCUGUGUCCCAAAGAGCUCAGAGACAGCGACGCAGAGCAGCGAGCCAGGCAUGAAACUACGGCAGCUGGUCCUUCUGCUCGGAGUCAUUGGAAUGAAAAUAUCUGGCACAAAGACAGAACUUCUGCCGCCCCCUGUCCUUGCCCUGGAAACCCCCGGGGUUGUGCGUGGGGGGCAGUCGGCUAACUUGCAAUGCACAGCCCCCCCGGAGUAUAAGGAGGGAAUCUUCUACCUUUAUCUGGAGGGCAGCGGUGAGCACCUACUGAAACAGUAUGCCCAGGAGGCCCGGCACAGCGUUACCUUCUCCGUUACUGGGCUCCGUGCGGCUGAUGUGAAGCGAUACUACUGCCGCUACCAAGCCUGGCUCUCUGAUACUCAGCACUCAUCAGAGGCUAGCAAUGUCCUGCAAGUCACAGUGUAUGUUCCCAUCUGGGUGAUCGCAGUAUCGGCUGCUGGGGGUGCGGCUGUGGUGGCCAUUGUGGUGUCAGCGUUGGUGCUGAUCAUGAAGAGACGUAAUGACAGGAAGAAGCAGAAACAAAGAGAGAGAGAAUCCGUUUGGACCAGUGAAACUAUGGCGUCAGACUGGGCCUUUGAUAAUAUGGUUUAUUAUAAGAGACCCACGUUUGAAAUAUCGCAACCCGCCCCACUCCCUGGGGGCAGCAGCGGUGCCACGGAAGGAAGGGUGGGAAAUUCCUUCAGCACCUUCCUAACAAUAACGUGACCCAAACCCCUUGGACUCUCCAUCUUUUCCAAUAAACACCAGUGGCACUG